This is a messenger RNA of Drosophila persimilis, 982 nucleotides long. Its product is annotated as borealin-like. The record is from RefSeq and is a predicted model, not a curated record. The transcript is spliced from 3 exons. The coding region runs from base 31 to 711 and encodes 226 amino acids. NCBI's taxonomy places the organism in Eukaryota, Metazoa, Arthropoda, Insecta, Diptera, Drosophilidae.
AAUUCAUAAGUCGGUCGGAAGUUCAGAAAGAUGCCUCGCACCCGAAUUGUGUCGCGUCAGGCGAAGCGCGAGAAAGCCGACCAAGAGGAGAAGGUACGCCUAACUCAAAUCAAGAUCGAUGCCGUUCUGGAGCAGGUCGAUGAGCUUGAGAAGCGCGCCAAGAAUCAGGUUUACACUCAAAUCAAGCUCAUCCACGCCCGGACUGACAAUCAUUUUCUUGAGAUGAAAAUGUCGGAGUUUUUGAAUCUGAAGCUGAAAUAUUUCACCGACUACAAGUGGAAGGUUCCCGAGCCACCAACCAGCCGAGCACGCAGCAGCUCGAUCAGCACCGCUCGCGGACGUUCGCGUACUCCCCAGACCUCCCUUCUGCCGCGCUCACUCAUACAAUCGAUGGACAGGGGUAAUUUUAACCGUGGAAGAACCCCACAGAAAGUGCCACCCAUGCCUUUUUUACGUUUUCCACGCGCCGGAGAGUUGGUGUUGUCCAGUGGAGGCAGCCCGCUGGCUGUUCAGACUGAUCGGCGGGAGGACUGUGCCGACGUACACAUACCCACCAAAAAGGGCGUGUUCAUGGUAAAACCUCUUAAAAUGAAGCAGGUGAACCGUGAGGUGCUCAUGCAACUGGACGCGAAUGUACUGAACCAAGUGAAGACUUUGAAGAGUAAUCUAGAAGUAAUUGUGGACAUGGCCACCAAAAUGGGCAAGAUGUAGUGUACGCCCUGCCCUGGACCGCUACUUUGGACGAGCUUACAACCAGUAAUACCCGACAAAGAUGUACAAAAUGGAUUACUCAUAUGGAACAAAUGGCAAACUUAAGUUUGCUUGCUAAACUCGACUUUGAUCUUGCCACGAACCACGCCUUAUCCAACCCAAUCAACCAAUCCUCCAAUCAACAAUGCCUUCUGCUGCUCCAUCCCAACUAACUUUUUUCGUUUCAUUUUGUAUCCUCUACAGAAUGAUGAAUAAAUUAUAUUAAAACCAA